AUGAUAGUACGAUCAACAUUUUUUAAAUUAAUCACUUCUGGUAUUUUUAUUUUUGGUGUUGUUGUUCUAACACUUAAUUAUAUAUCAUAUCAUCAAAAUCGAGAUAAUUAUGAAUUAAUUGAUAAUAGUGAUGCAUAUGUUAUACCAAAUCAUAAUGGUGAUCCUUUAAUUCGUAUUAAAGCUGAUGUCAAAUCGAAUAGUAAACCAGCAAUAUUAUACGCUAAUGAUGGAAAAAUAGAUAUACCAAAAGAUCAAAAUGUUCUUGUUCGUGAAGCUGGUGAAAGCAAUUUUAAAAUACUUUUACUUCAUGGUCAAGCAUUUUCUUCUCAAAUAUGGGAGAAAAUUGGUACGUUGCAAUAUUUAGCAAGUUGGGGUUAUCAAGCAUUUGCUAUUGACUUACCCGGUUAUGGAAAUAGUUCAUUACCUGUUGUUCAAGAAACAGCUGGUGCACAAUGGUUGACAAAACUUAUACGUUCACUUCGUCUUUCAAAUUUUGUUAUUAUCAGUCCAUCUAUGAGUGGUCGCUUUUCUUUACCUUAUGUUAUACAAUCAAAUACUAAACAACAAUCUAUACGUGGUUUUAUACCAAUUUCUCCAGUUGGAACAAAAAAAUUUGAUAUAAAUAAUUAUAAACAAGUUCAAAUUUCAACAUUAAUUGUUUAUGGUGAAAACGAUGCACAAUUUGAAUCUGCAAUUAAUGAUCUUAAACAAAUUCCAUCUAGUGAAGUAUUAAUUAUUAAAAAUGCUUCACAUGCUUGUUAUGUACAACAACCACUUGAAUUUCAUAAUGGUCUUCGACAAUUUCUUUAUAAUGUUUAUCAUCCAAUUUAUAUUGAACAAUAUAAAAAACGUUUAGAAUCAAUAGCUACUCAUACUUCUUCAUUAUCAUCAUCAGUAAAGCUCAAUGAUAGUGAAGGAAAGAAACGAAAAAAAUUAACUGAGAAAUCAACAUCAAAUGAAAAACAACAACAUACUCAUUAG
Molecule: messenger RNA, 981 nt
Organism: Rotaria sp. Silwood2
Lineage: Eukaryota; Metazoa; Rotifera; Eurotatoria; Philodinida; Philodinidae
Source: the annotation of a GenBank genome assembly